CUUCUUUUUUUUUUGAUUAUGAGAUAUGGGUUGUAAAAUUCAAGUGUUCAAUGCAAUUCUUGGUUGUGGGAUGAUCAAAGAUUGAAGCUUUUUUGUUUGUGUGUUUGGUGGGCAUGCUUAUUAAUGGAGUUUCAAGUUAUUCUUAAGUUGAUCACAUUCUUGGUAUUGUUUAUUUGUGCUGAUUCUUUGGGUCUUAGAUCUGCAGAUCAUGGUGCUUCGCGGGCGAUGACCCCAACCAAUGAUCAAUCUUUAGCUCCCGAUCACUAUGACAAGCAUUUGCCCUCCAAGCAUCGUGCGAAAAAAUGGAUGAAACGAGGAUUUAGUCCUUUUUCUAGCAUCUCAUUUAACAGAUAUCAUCAUGAAAGAACAAAAUUUAACCAUAUUGCACCUAGACCAUCUUAUCAAGAUCAACCACCAACUUACAGCCCACAAGGUGCUGCACCAUCACCCGCAGAUCCAACAAGUCGAUUUGGUCCUACAGUUUCUCCAUCAAGCUACUCAUUCUCAAAGAGCGCGCCUGCUCCACAGCCUCCACCCACUCCAAUUUUUGCGCUACCUCCACCACCUCCAAAUGAAGAUUGUACAACAAUAACCUGCACACAACCAUUGACAUACACACCAGCCGGGUCACCUUGUGCAUGUGUAUGGCCAAUUGAAGUUAAAUUACGCCUCGCUAUUUCCCCGUAUACAUUCUUUCCAUUGGUGUCUGAACUUGCUAACGAAAUCUCAACCAGUGUUUCACUUAAUGUAAGUCAAGCUCGGAUAAUGGGAGCCAAUGCUGCCGGCGAGCAGCUUGACAAAACUAUUGUUCUUGUCAACUUAGUACCCCUAAAACAAAACUUUGAUCCCUCCACUGCGUUUUCGAUAUAUCAAAAGUUCUGGAAGAAACAAGUAUUCAUAAACACCACCCAAUUUGGAACUUAUGAGGUCGUGAACGUUCAAUAUCCAGGUCUUCCACCUUCUCCACCUUCAAUUCCUUCAAAUGCUGAUGUAACAGUGGAUCAAACUAAUUCUGUCAACAAUAAUAAAGGGUUGCCAUUUAAACCUAUUGGAGUUGACGUACCUAAAAAUGGAAAGGAGGAUAAAAGUAAACUAAACGGAAGCAUUAUCGCUGUGGUCAUUUUGUCUUCUGUCACGGCUUUUGUUGUUCUUGUUGGAGCUUUGUGGCUUUUGUUUCUGAAAUGUGGAUGUUUUUCUUCUGGUUCCCGAGCGGAAAGGAACCGUCAUGCAGUUGUGUCAUCAAAACCAUCCGGUACUGGAGAAUCAUUGAUAGUUGGAAGCAGGAAAAGCUCAGACUCGAUGUCAUUUGGUUCAAGUUUAGCUGCAUACACCGGAACAGCAAAAAUUUAUAGUUUGAGAGAGAUUGAGAGAGCCACAGACAACUUUGACUCCCGUAGAAUACUUGGAGAAGGUGGUUUUGGUGUUGUUUAUAGUGGUGUUCUUGAAGACGAACGGAAUGUUGCUGUGAAAGUUCUGAAGCGAGAUGACAGGCAAGGCAGUCGUGAGUUUUUGGCUGAAGUCGAGAUGCUAAGUCGUCUUCACCAUAGAAAUUUGGUUAAAUUGUUUGGAAUUUGCACAGAUGCUCAUUUUCGAUGUCUCGUUUAUGAGCUUGUUCCCAAUGGAAGUGUUGAGUCUCAUUUACAUGGUAUUGACAAGAUCGUUCCUCUGAACUGGUGUGCGAGAAUGAAGAUCGCUCUAGGAGCAGCUCGCGGUUUAGCUUAUUUACAUGAAGAUUCGAGUCCACGUGUCAUACAUCGUGACUUCAAAGCAAGCAAUAUUUUACUUGAAAAAGAUUUCACCCCUAAAGUUUCAGAUUUUGGUUUGGCUAGAACAGCGUUGGAUGGCCAUAAGCACAUAUCAACACAUGUCAUGGGAACUUUCGGUUACCUGGCACCGGAAUACGCCAUGACUGGCCACCUAUUGGUGAAAAGUGAUGUUUACAGCUAUGGUGUAGUUCUACUUGAGCUUUUAACAGGCCGAAAACCAGUGGACCUAUUGCAACCACCAGGCCAAGAAAAUCUUGUAGCUUGGGCUAGACCACUGCUCACAAACAAGGAAGCUCUAGAAUCAAUUAUUGACCCGGUCAUCAUGAACUCAAACACCCCAUUUGAUAGUAUACUCAAAGUUGCGGCCAUUGCAUCAAUGUGUGUGCAACCAGAAGUAUCACACCGCCCAUUCAUGGGUGAAGUGGUUCAAGCCUUGAAACUUGUGUGCAACGAGUUUGACGAAAUGAGAGAAACAACUUCAAGAAGCUGUAGCCGUGAUGAUCUGGACUUUGAACUGAUGGGUCACUCUGAUACUCUUCAUCAAAUGAGUGGCUAUGAUUCAAAGAUUGGAUUAUCGGCCACAGAUUUGAGAAGCACAAUAGAAAGUGUAGAGGGUUUGGAAUCUGCAUCAUUCCGAAGGCAGUUCAAUUCUGCUCCUCUGAAAAUGGGCAAGAGAAAACGAUUCUGGCAACGGCUGAGAGGCUUGUCCAGAGGAAGCAUGAGUGACCAUGAACAUGAACAUGGGUUUUCUUCAAAUUUAUAAAGAUAGAUGUUAUGAGUCUGUAUAGAUUGAAUUUCUUUACGUAAGGAUAUCACAUAUUCUCUUUUGUUCUAUUCAAUGCCUUUAUAAAACUGGUGACAUCAUGUUA
Erigeron canadensis is the source of this 2635-nucleotide messenger RNA. Its product is annotated as receptor-like serine/threonine-protein kinase ALE2. Lineage: Eukaryota; Viridiplantae; Streptophyta; Magnoliopsida; Asterales; Asteraceae. Gene Ontology annotation, molecular function: ATP binding; protein kinase activity. Gene Ontology annotation, biological process: protein phosphorylation. The transcript is spliced from 9 exons. The coding region runs from base 124 to 2529 and encodes 801 amino acids. The record is from RefSeq and is a predicted model, not a curated record.